This is a messenger RNA of Pocillopora meandrina, 366 nucleotides long. The record is from the annotation of a GenBank genome assembly. Lineage: Eukaryota; Metazoa; Cnidaria; Anthozoa; Scleractinia; Pocilloporidae.
AUGGUGCAAGAAUUUGAAGAUAAUAUCAUUCCUCCACCAGUUGAAAUUAGAGAUGGGUGAAAACCAACCCUAAUACCCAGAAAAAAGGUUGUAGUACCAGGUGCAGCACUAAGGACAAAAAUAGAAGGGAAAAGUAAAUCUCUCAAAGAAUAUACUAAAUCAUUUAAAAUAGGUGUGAACAAUGAUACAGAUCCAUUUAAACAAAACACUGGAACAAGAAAAGCCAUUCAAUACAGACUCGCGCAACUGUUGGGUGAAAUGAAAGGUUUGAAAUUUGUCGAGACUUUGAGCAUCAUAUUUGAAAAGAUCUCACAAGAUGUUGUCAUCGAUAAACAGCUUAUUUUAAAAGUUCACCCAAAACAAUAA